CCCCUCCCCCUCCCCUUCUCCUUCGUGUUCUUGCCGCUUCGGUUCCGACAGCCGCCGCUGUAAGUCGCUAUUGAGUGGCGGAUCCCUGAAGCGGUGUGUGUUUGGUGGUUAAUGUUCCACCGCCUCCUUGCCUCCCCCCCCGACCCGACCUCCUCGCCUUCUCCGGUAUUUUUUUCCUGUCUGUCUCUCUCUCACACUGAAUCUGUUCACUGGAGUGUUGGUUGUGUAACGGAGGUAGAUAUAAUGGCGGUGUCCCAUUGACUCUCAGCAAAGACACGGAUCUGUGUCUUUCUCUCACCGCCCCCGUCUCUCAGAAAAAGAGCAGACCCCGAUCGUACCGGAGUUUGCUUUUUUUUGUUUCUCUCUUCUCAAACCACUCAUUCCUUCUCUACAUCGGCGGGUGGCAAGGCAGCUUUCUAUUUAUCUCCUUGUCGGUUUUCUUUUUCCUUUCCAUCCUCCCAACGUCGGAUUUAUGAUUCCUGUCAGCUCAUCGACAUGCAGCCUCCUCCGAGAAAGGUGAAAGUUACUCAAGAACUGAAAAACAUCCAUGCUGAGCAAAUGACUAAACUUCAGGCGAAGCAUCAGGGGGAAUGUGAUUUACUGGAAGACUUGAGGACCUUUAGUCAAAAGAGAAUUGCGAUUGAGAAGGAUUAUGCUCAGGCUCUGCAGAAGCUGGCCACCCAGUACCUAAAGAGAGAAUGGGUUGGAUUAAAACUUGAUGAAAAAAGUGAACAUAAUAGGAGUAUGCUUGCAGUGUGGAAGUCCUACCUUGAAGGAACCUUACAUUUGGCCCAGUCUCGAAUUAUUGCAUCUGAAAACUAUAGGAAUCAGAUAUUGGAGCCUGCUAAAAUUGUAAAAAGUAUUAAAGAGCAGCAGCUGAAAAAGUGCAUUGAUCAGCUGACAAGGAUACAAGCUGAAUUCCAGGAGACUGUGAAGGAUCUGGCAAAGUCUAAAAAGAAGUAUUUUGAGUUGGAACAGAUGGCUCAUGCAGCGCGGGAGAAAGCUGAUAUAGAGGCCAAGUCAAAACUUAGUCUGUUUCAGUCAAGAAUAAGUUUACAGAAAGCAAGUGUAAAGUUAAAAGCACGACGCAGUGAGUGCAACACAAAAGCUAACCAUGCUAGAAAUGACUAUCUUCUUACACUGGCAGCUGCAAAUGCACAUCAAGAUCGCUAUUAUCAGAUUGAUCUGGUAAACAUGAUGAUGGCUCUGGAUGGGAAUUUCUAUGACCAUCUUAAAGAAUACUUGAUGGUUUUCAACAGAACAGAGCUUGAGGCCUGUCAGUCUGUACAGAAUACAUUCCAGUUGCUGGUAGAAGCUUCCAGCAAGGGAUUGCGCGAUUACAAUCUACAGCUUUUCCUUCAAGAAAAUCCAGUAUUCCUAAAACCCCAGCCAUUCCAGUUCCAGCCCAGCGAUAAUGAUAUGAUCUCCAGCAAGAAAAGCAAACAUGGUCAGAAUACUGCUGAUCAGAGUUUUAAUACAGUGCAGCUUGUGGACAUAGAUCUCUCACCCGUCAGCACUUUGCGAAUGACUUUAACAGAGAGUCGGCAAUUGGAGUAUGAAUCUGGGACCAGUGAGGAGCACAGCCUUAACAAGGAAGCUCGUAAAUGGGCAACACGUGUUGCACGAGAACAUAAAACAAUCAUUCAUAGUCAAAGGACAUUGGACGAUCUAAAGACUCAUGGAACUGUGGUCUCAGAGCAAGGGCGAAUCGAAUUGGAACAAAAAGUAGAAGAGACAAGAGAAACUAUCCGAAAAGCUGAGACUGUUAAGUUAAAGGCUGAAGCACGACUGGAGCUACUGAGACAGAUUGGGGUUGCUGUGGAUACAUGGUUGAAAAGUGCCAUGAAUCAAGUAAUGGAGGAAUUGGAAAAUGAGCGCUGGGCAAGCCUCCCUCCGCUCCCAAACAACGAAUCUGUGCAUUUGGGCACUCUGGAUCUUGAAAAGGAUGAUGGUGAGGAAUAUGAGGACAAUAUGGAUGUAUUCGAUGACAGCAGCUCAAGUCCUUCUGGCACAUUGCGCAUGUAUCCCCUUACUUGCAAAGUGCUCUAUUCAUAUAAGGCUAACCAACCAGAUGAGCUGACUAUUGAAGAACAUGAACUCUUGGAAGUAAUUGAAGAUGGUGACAUGGAAGACUGGGUGAAGGCAAGGAAUAAGGCAGCCCAAGUAGGCUACGUACCAGAGAAGUACCUGCAGUUUCCAACUUCCAACAGUCUAAUCAGUAUGUUGCAAACUCUGGGUUCCUUGGAUGCACGAUCUCAUUCCUCCAGCAAUUCUACAGAGCCUGAUUUGGUAACUGGUGGCAUUAAUGGAGAUUCCAGUGUUUGUUUUGUGAAGGCACUUUACGAUUAUGAGGGGCAGACUGCAGACGAACUUUCAUUUCCUGAGGGAGCUAUCAUUAGAAUACUAAACAAAGAAAACCAAGAGGACGAUGGCUUUUGGGAGGGCGAGCUUAAUGGCUGCAUUGGGGUCUUUCCUUCCGUGUUAGUGGAAGAGCUGGCAGGAUCUGAGAAUGGCGACUCUCAAUGGAUUGGAGACACACAGGUAUCCCCAUCCGCAAGACCACAGGCCAGUCUCCCUUCAUUACCAUUGUAUGAUCAGCCACCUUCCAGCCCUUUCAGCAGUCCAGACAAGACAGGAUCACAAUCCUUCCCCAGAUCACCUUCAGUAACAGAUCACGAAAGCUUACUUUUGGAAGCAUCCACCAAUCCACAGCCACAGAGAUACACAUCAGAAACAUCAGUUGGAAAAAUCCGACCGGUACGGGCUGCUCCACCUCCACCUACCCAGCACCAUCGCAGAAAAACAGAAAAAACAGAGGAAGUAGAAAUAACUUUGGUGUAGCAGCAAAUCACCAUUGUGCAAUUAGACUUGAGACUGAAUUAUUCAGCAUUUUCAGUUUCAGAUUCCUUUAAGUUCACCACCACCAGAGCAAUGGAAUCUACAGUUAAGGAGCGGUGGAUGGCAAUGGAAGAAAAGGGCAGUUACGAAUUGUGGGUCCUGAGGAAAAUUGGCAUUCCUCCUUUGAUUUACAAAUAUCAUGUGCCUUUAUAAACACCACUUUAUUUUUCUGGUGAUUUAAACUGGCCAUUUUUUUGUUUUUGCCAUUUUUUAGUUCAGUGAGAGGAAUACUGCUUGACCAGUCUAACGUUUGGUUGGCCCAGUCUUGGUUUAAUCCUCUGUUUUAAAGUCAUUUGACAUACUGCUUCAUCUGUCCCCAGCGCAGCAGAGUCUGGUACUUCUGUAAUUAUAUGCCCAUUGUGCUGUGCAGGGCACAGUUUCGGAUAAGAAAUAUAUGAUUCACUGGUACAGUUCCAAUACAUAGCUGUAGAUUUCUGCACCAGUGCCUGUCAUGCCAGAUACCAAUUAUUCAUCAUUGUUUGAUGCUGAAGAAUGUAGAUAGAUUUUUUUUUUAAAAAGGCACAGUUUGUGUUCUUCAUACAAUUUAUAUUGUACGUUCAUUAGCACAUUACUGUAGCCAUAAGGGUGAACUACUUGUAAAACAUAUCUCCCUUUAGUAUUAAUCCAGUCUGUAUACGUGUAUUCAGCUGUAACGUGCAGUAAUGUGAAUGGGCUAGAAACAUUGAGGGAAAAGUUUGAGUAACCAGUGAAGUUCUUUUUUAAGAGGGGCUGGUUCCUCUCAGUAGCUCCAGUGCAAAGAAAGAAUCAGACAAGUAAGGGAAUGAUUAAAAAUAAAUGCCUCUAUCUUAACUCAAAGAGUCUUAGUUUUCCAUGUUUGUGUAUGACUAAUAUUUAUGCAAUAUUUCUAGUCAAGAAAGAAAAUACAUUAUGGAUAUGUUAAAGUGGAAAACUAUAUAAACAUAUUUUCAGUGAAGGUGUUGAGCAAUGAAUGCUUUUCUACUAAGAAGUUAUUUGGAGGGUAUGUUGUCCUCCUUCUUAGUUUAAAAUCAACCCUUUAAAAUCACUAUCUUUUAAAUUAGAUACAGUAUGUUGGUUAAUUCUUGCCAGGCUGAUUAUUUUUUCAUCCAAAAAAAUGACAUUAUACUUGCCUAAAUAAGUGAUGACAGUAUUACGCUGGGAAGCAUUAUUGAUUGCUGAGUAAUGCAAUUUCAUGACUGUGAUAAGCCAUUUGACUUUGUUUCUUGGGUGAAUAAAUUGAAUAUUUAAUUGCCAUGUUUAAAUAGGAUUGGCAGGUUUGAUGUAUAUCAGUUUAAAAACAUAGGAAGCAUAUUUCCUUUGAUGUAAUGAGAAUAUCUGUUUAUCUUGCCUUUUGCUAGAGCACGCUUCAAAUUUCUCAAUAAUAUGCACACUUCAACUUUUAUUUCACAGUAAGUGGGUUUCAGAUUUACUGUGUUGAAUGUACUAAAGUUUAGGAAACUGGAAAAUAGUAUUAGAAGCUAAGGAUAGUAUUUCAAUUGCUGCAAACUAAACGAAUAACUGCCAAGUAUUUUCAUAAAAUGUUGAAUUCGGGUAACAAAGUAGCAGAGGUGACGUAGUUCAAAAACUAAUUUUUCACUGUCGAUUCUUGAAUGGUUCUAUUUAUGAGAAAAAAAGACUUCAAGUCUGUUAACUGUCACUGCUGAAAUGAUCUUUUCUCUCCAAAUCCUUUGCCUUUAACGAUAAGAGUUUGAUUUGCUGGUGAACGUUUUCAAAUCCGUACUGCCAGAGUUGAAAUCGAGGUUAGAAAUUGUGUCUUUAAAUUAAGUUGUAAUAUUUAGUACUGCACCUUAGUAAGAAAUUCUAGACAACCUCAAAUUAUCUCCAUUGGGAGUCAUGCAUCUUUUCACAACUAAUUUGUUCCAUUAAGGCAAAAGCAAAACCAAAAUGUUCAGAUUCUGCAAUUCCACCUAGCUCUGCAUUAACCUUACAACAGUUAUGUAGACAUUAGAAAGAAAUUUACGUAUGAUCCAUCAUCAUAUUCAAAUCUCUUUCUUCAAAUCUAGAAUUUGUGUUAUUUCCCCAUAUUCCAGCUUGUUUUAUAUCAUCUUAACAAUAAACUUGUGGGAAUUCAAUUUAAUUACCCUUUUAAUUAUUGAUUAAACUCCUAGCUUAGAUUUAGCAGCCAUUCCACUUGUUUUCCUUUUAUUCAGAUUAAUUUCUAUAGCACAUUUAUAUGCAUACAUGGAAGUAAACAAUUAUAAAGCAUUGUACAUUAAGCUGAAAUACAAUCAAUCCUAUCACCGUUUGCUUAGAAAUACAACAUGUACAGAUUUCUUGUUACUUUUAGUCAUUGCGUACGUGAUUGAAAUAUCGAAUGCUAAAGGCCAGACCUGUAGUUGUAAGCAGGGGGCUCCCAUUUAAAAGACUAGACUCCAUACCCGUUUUUCACCACCUCAAAACACAUCUGAUUCUGGGUAAGAUCCCACUGAUGAAUUCACAAUUUAUUUCAGUGGUGAUAAUAAUAGAAUUAUUUCAGAAGUAUUUGCUAUGUUAUGCUUCCUGCUAACCAAUGCAAAUUAAUAGUGGUAGGCCUGGAGAAGUUUGUUACUGAUGGGUUGUGUCUUUCCUCCUGACAAAGAGUAUCAAAACAGGAAAACAAGAAAGCAUUAGAACAAAAUUGUGAAAUUUCAAAACGGGGCAAGUAUUAAUUACUGCUCUUAAAUUCAGUCUUACUGACUACCUAGGUUGAGUUGAGAAUUAUGACUGAAUCAGAAUUUCUGCUUAAAGUGAGUCCGUGAAAAUAGUAUGUGCAGUUUGUAUGCUUGCAUCAGGUAGGUGUUCGUAUUUCUAAAUGCUUAUCAUAAUUAAUUAAGAAAAAAAUAAAGAAGCUUUGUAUGAAAGCUUUGAGGGUAGCAUAGAUUUUAUAUGCAGCAAUUUGAUCAUCUUAAAUUGAUUGGUGAUUGCAAACAUAAAACUCAGUUGUGCCCUUACACAGUCUCUCAUCUCAAAAAUUCACCUAUUUGUGUAACUGAUUUAGGGCAUGUUCUGAUUUCUGCCUGUGGUGACCUUCGAAUUGAUCACUACCACUAUACUCUGCCUUGCAUCAGUUACCCAUUACUCAUCCGCCAGUCAAAUAUUGCGCUUUUGUCUCAUUAUGACAUGGAAUAAAUCUCCUUUUUGUCGAGAAGGGGAGGACAUAAGUACGAUUAGAGAAAUCUGAUCUUUGUUCAGUCCACUUCACUGAGAAGGACUGUAAAUGAGAAUAAAUAACAGUACUCCAAAUAUUAAUUGUCCAAUAUUUAAAUUGAUUAUACAUAGUUAUGAAACACCGGUUUUUUAAAGUUGCAAAUAAUGUUGGAGCCUCCCAAUUUUGUAAGUAUGUCGUUUCAGUGAUCCCUGAUUAAACAGAUAUUUUGGGGAGAGAGUGUGAUGCAGCUUUUUAAAUGAGUUAAUAACUCAACUAUACCUGUGUGAUUUGACCCUUGCUGGAUGUAUGAUUAUAUAAGUCUUUGGUAAUUAUUUUUAAAGCUGCUAUCGCACAGUUUCUGGAAGCUGUAUAAUAGUUUAGAAAUUAGCACUUCAAAGACAUGAAUCUGACUUCUCAAUCCUUUCAGUGUAGAUUGAGUAAAGUCAUAGCAAGUCAUUGAUCAAGUAAUGGUUAGUGUGAACAAUAACUGUGCACAUUCUUUAAGUAAUUCUGUAAGCCCUCAUUAACUAGUGUACUCCCUCACAGAAAAUUUCUUAUAGCUUAUCUACCCAUAAAUGCAUUAACUGUCUGUUUUAAAUGUUUGGCUCAGAGGUUAACCUUAAAACUAGAACAGUUGUGAAAUAUGUGACUGUGUACACAUUUGGCUUAUUUGAAGCUACUGUUGUUGGGAACCUUUGAACUAGGUGCCAUAUGUUUUAGUUGUGUUCUGUAGAUCCAGAACACACUGGAUAUACAUAUACUGCCAACAACCGAUCCUGACUUGCAUCACCUUGGUAGUGUGAUGGUGACACUACCUGCUGCAUACCUCUUGAUCUGUAGAUUCAAAUCCUGGUGAAGACCUACAGUCCAAACAUGCAUAGUAAUAGUCAGUGGCUGAGUUUAAUCACCAAGCCAAAAAACUGUAACUUUUAAGAAACAUAACACUUUUUAAUGGAAUUUCUGAGAAGAAAGCACAAAUAGUUAUUGUAAUGGGGAGGAAAUCAAACCAGGAACAUCAAAAUGUAAAGUUUUACAACAAACAAAGGUUAUUAUUUCUCUAGAACUGCACUCUUAUAUUUUAACACCCUGUUUUAAAUUUUUUUGUAUUCUAAAGUUCUUUUGUUUACUUUUAUGAUGUUUACAGACCAUAUUUUUAUAACCUGACAAUAUUGCUGUUGCCAACUUACCCAAACUUCAUUGAUUUCCCCCUUACUUCAGUUGCCUAUUGAUUAUUUUAAAGUUUGCCCAUUUUUUUCUCAUGUAUUCUGAAGUUGCAUUUUUGCCCUAAAUUAAGAAUCAAAUGGUUUCAAACUAUGUUCCAUUUUAGUUGUCUAUACAUUAGGCUUAUUCUCCAUAUUAUACAUUGUACAGUGUCAGUACUUCAAGCAGAGAAAGCAAAUGUGCAAAAUGCUUUCUGCAGUGUAUUGGCUGUUAAAAUUUGUAUUUAUUAUGUAC
Messenger RNA from Stegostoma tigrinum, 7480 nucleotides. RefSeq names its product F-BAR and double SH3 domains protein 2-like. The transcript is spliced from 22 exons. Gene Ontology annotation, biological process: regulation of actin filament polymerization; neuromuscular synaptic transmission. Bases 496 to 2841 code for a protein of 781 amino acids. Gene Ontology annotation, molecular function: protein binding. The record is from RefSeq and is a predicted model, not a curated record. Gene Ontology annotation, cellular component: recycling endosome; neuromuscular junction. NCBI's taxonomy places the organism in Eukaryota, Metazoa, Chordata, Chondrichthyes, Orectolobiformes, Stegostomatidae.